This is a messenger RNA of Cuscuta epithymum, 2353 nucleotides long. The record is from the annotation of a GenBank genome assembly. Lineage: Eukaryota; Viridiplantae; Streptophyta; Magnoliopsida; Solanales; Convolvulaceae.
CGGGGGGUGUAGUCCUAGUGGUAAUGAAAUACUACGUGAGAAAUAAAACGGGACAGCCACCUACGGCGUGACCACCGAAACAUUGUGGCCGCCAGCGACAAAGGCACAGCUUUGUUCCCGAUUCUCAGAAUCCGAAUCGGAACGAAACAGCGUAUUAGAGGAAGGGAGCGACGGAGAGAGGACCCUUCUCUCGCCUUGUGCUCUGCUCUCGCCGGCGGGCUUGUUGUUGCGUCUUCUUCCGGAGCUCGAUUCCGCGGAACCGAUCGGAUCACUCCGGCGAGAUUUUUUGUCCCGGGAAGGAAAGAUACAGCCUUCCUUCUGUCUCCUUCUCCCGUACGGCUCUUUAGUGCUUUGGGAGAAACCAAACCCUAAUCAUCAUCUAAUAAUGAACUCCUCUGCCGCCCAGAUAGCCUCUGAUAUGAUUCCUCCGCAAUGUCCGGGUUCGCCUGCGGCUAGUGUUUCUCAAGAGCAAACCGGAUACGUGUCUGGCGAUUGUUCCCCCUCCAAAGCUGCUCUUGCCGCUACUGGGAAUUUCUCCGUUUCUUCCUUGCAGAAUGAUACUGCUUCUGAAGCUCCGCGAGAUGGCUCUGAUAACAGUGAUGGAGGCAGUAAUGCCGUAAAAAAGCUGGCUUGGAACAAACCAAACGGUGUCAUGGAGGUUGGUCCUGUGAUGGGGGCCUGGUCUUGGCCUGCUCUCUCGGAGUCCACUAAGGCUUCACCGAAAUCUGCUCCUUAUGAUUCCCCCAGAACUCCCUCUGAUCGUCCAGCCGCUUUCUCUAAGGGCACCAGUGCUCCUACUACACCAUCUCCUAAGCAUCUUCAUGCAAAUAACACAACUUUAAAUUCAACCCCAAACCAUGUACCCUCUCGCCACAGAUCUAAUAAGCGUGCUGGAGGGAACUCAAGCAGUACUGCAUUGGCUAAUGGCAGUACAUCUCAGACGCAGCCACUACAUAAUUCAGUGGUGGAGAGCGCACCUGGAAAAUCCAAUGCGGAAUCACAUUCAAGAGAUAAUGCCCACAAAGAAGGUGGGCAGAUUGGAGGUUUUGGGUCUCAAUCACAUGGUGGGAAUGACCAACACUACGUGAGAGGUUCACCCAGGAAGGGUGGUAACAAUAGACCUCGUCCCCGAGGGGAUGGAACUUAUCAUCAAGAACGUGGAAAUCAGGAUUGGAAUCAUAAUAGAAGUUAUGCAAACAGAGAUGCUCACUUGCAGCCGCUAAGGGUGCCUUCAAUGCCCUUCCUACAUGGUCCACCUCCUCCCUCCCCUCCUUUUAUUUCUCCUCUAAUGCCUAUGCGUCCCAUGGGCUCUCACAUGAUGUAUCCAGAAGUUCCUCCUCCGAUGUAUUAUGUACCAGGGCCACAACCAGAUCCGUUGGCAAUGCCCAUGCUGCCAUCUCCGCCACCUGGUGUCCCAAUGUUCUAUCCUGUUCUAGAUCCCAUAUUGGUUUCUAAAAUUGUAAACCAGAUAGAUUAUUACUUCAGUAGUGAGAAUUUAAUUAAAGAUAUGUAUUUGCGAAAGGAAAUGGAUAAGCAAGGAUGGGUUCCGGUUAAAUUAAUAGCGAGCUUCAAAAAAGUUGCUGAGCUGACAGACGAUAUACAGCUUAUUGUGAAUGCUUUAAGAACUUCAAGUGUUGUAGAAGUACAGGAUGGGAAAUUAAGGGCGCGGAAUGACUGGGCGAAAUGGAUCUUGCCACCAACCAUUCACUACUCUUCUCUUUCAAGUCCACGUUCGGAUGUGCUUAAGCAACAGCUCAGAGUGUGAGUGCUGUUACUCUGGAUGAACAACAUCAACCACAACGACAAUCUAAUGCUGAACCAUUUCUCAGUAGGUCAUCAAUCACCGCUCAGGGAAUAUCAGCUAGCAGCUCAAGCAAUUGAAGGCGGCACUUUUUUGUUGGUGGGGGUUGGAAGAACAACACAAAAUGCAAUCUUGAUGACAGGCGACAGCACUGUCUGUGACAUGAAAGCCAUGCACUUAAACUUUAAAGAGACGUUUUAAAAAUAAAAGAGAAGAGAGGAGAGAAAUCAGUUUACUAGAAAAAAUAAAAGAAGCGCAGAAGGUAAGAGAUUUAAAACGAGUUUGAAGCUGGUUUGGCUUGUUGGAAUGUUACUUUCGUUUUGUUUGACGUGGACGAUAUAACUCUCAUCCUCUAUUUACAAUUAUCCAACGUUGUGUAUUGGUUCUACUCUCCCAUGUGAGAUCCAAUAGAUGUUCUAUAUUUUUGUGAUUUAGUAGGAUUUAUAAAAUAAUAUAUGCUCCGUAUAUUGAUUGUUUUUCGGCCGGAUCUAUUUCGAUUUUAGCCAUUAUAUUAUUAUCAUAUCACUUCAAUUGUUCCACUUUUUUGCUCCC